AUGGCCCCAGUAGCUCUUACACCCACCGCGCGCUCGCCCGUCCCAGUACCCAGCGCUAAGCUCACACCCACAAUGGCGAGCACUGCAUCACAGUCGAUGCCCGACGCGCUCAAGUCGCCUCACCAUCCUCGGCCGACGGAGCGCGUAUCAUCGGCACCGCGCGCCGAGUUCGCGUUCGAUGAUAUGGAAGAUGCACUCGCCAGUUUCGCUGCUGGCGAAUUCCUCGUCGUGAUGGAUGACGAGGGACGCGAGAAUGAGGGCGAUCUCAUUGUUGCUGCCAGUGCGAUCAGCACGGAGCAAAUGGCGUGGAUGAUCAAGUACACCAGCGGAUAUAUCUGUAUUGCGCUACCUGGCGAACGCCUCGAUGACCUGCAAAUACCCAUGAUGGUUCCCCUCAACGAAGAGAGGCACCGAACAGCGUACACCGUCACAGUCGACUACCGACACGGCACCAGCACCGGCAUCUCGGCGCACGACCGCGCCUUAACCGCCCGUGCACUCGCCUCGCCACACACCGCACCAACCGACUUCGCGCGUCCAGGACACAUGGUCCCUCUGCGUGCGCGCACUGGAGGUGUCCUCACGCGAAGGGGCCACACCGAGAGUGGCGCAGAUUUGUGCGAGCUUGUGGGGUUGCCGAAAGCAGGGUUGUUGUGCGAGCUGGUGAACGAUGACGAGGAGGGGAGCAUGAUGCGGAGGGACCAGUGCCGUGCAUUCGCGGACCGGUGGGGGAUCAAGAUGAUUAGCGUCGAGCAGCUGGCGAGAUAUCGCGCGGAACGCGAGAAGGCUGCAUAG
Molecule: messenger RNA, 795 nt
Organism: Peniophora sp. CBMAI 1063
Lineage: Eukaryota; Fungi; Basidiomycota; Agaricomycetes; Russulales; Peniophoraceae
Source: the annotation of a GenBank genome assembly